Paramecium tetraurelia is the source of this 366-nucleotide messenger RNA. RefSeq lists its product as uncharacterized. The transcript is spliced from 3 exons. The record is from RefSeq and is a predicted model, not a curated record. NCBI's taxonomy places the organism in Eukaryota, Ciliophora, Oligohymenophorea, Peniculida, Parameciidae.
AUGUAGAAUUCCAUGUUGGAAGAUCUAAAAAAUAUAAUGAAAGAAGGUUGGCUGGAGAAAGAAUCAAGAGUGUUUAAAUCAUGGAGGAAACGAUGGUUUGUAUUAACUACUACUACCCUAUAUUCAUUUAAGGCAGAGAAAUAAUAUUCAAAUCCUACAGAAAUUAUUUAAUUGGCAACUGUUAGCACCAUUAAAAGCUGUUAGGAAGAAACUAAUAAGGAGAAUACAUUUAAAAUUGAUACUCCUGAUUAAACCUUUUACCUGCAAGCAAGUAAUAAUUAAGAGAAGGAAGCUUGGAUUGGAGCAGUUGGUAAAGCUAUGGUUAAAUUAAAUCUGAAAAAAAAAAGAAAUGAUGAUGAUGAUUGA